This is a messenger RNA of Pteronotus mesoamericanus, 745 nucleotides long. Its product is annotated as T-cell surface glycoprotein CD3 gamma chain. Lineage: Eukaryota; Metazoa; Chordata; Mammalia; Chiroptera; Mormoopidae. The record is from RefSeq and is a predicted model, not a curated record. Gene Ontology annotation, cellular component: alpha-beta T cell receptor complex; external side of plasma membrane; membrane. Gene Ontology annotation, biological process: cell surface receptor signaling pathway; positive thymic T cell selection. Bases 69 to 608 code for a protein of 179 amino acids. The transcript has 7 exons. Gene Ontology annotation, molecular function: transmembrane signaling receptor activity.
UGGGUGGAGCCAGGCUAGCUACUGCACAGGCUGCUCAGUGUUUCCGUGAGAGAAGAACAGAGACUGACAUGGAGCAGGGGAAUCAUCUGGCUGGCCUCAUCCUGGCUAUCUCCCUUCUUCAAGGUACUAUUGCCCAGUGGAAACAAGGAGAACCAAUGGUAGCGGUGGAUGAAAAUCAAGAAGACAGUUCAGUGCUUCUGACUUGUAACUUGGAAGGAGAAAAUAUCAAAUGGUUUAAAGAUGGGAAGGAAAUAAUGCCAAACAGAAGUACAUGGAAACUGGGAAGUAGCAUGAAGGACCCUCGAGGGACAUAUUGGUGUCAAGGAUCAAAGAAGAAUUCCACAAAACUCCAAGUAUAUUAUAGAAUGUGUCAGAACUGCAUUGAGCUGAAUGCAUCCACUGUGUCUGGCUUUGCCUUUGCCGAAAUCAUCAGCAUUUUUUUCCUCGCUGUUGGGGUGUAUUUCAUUGCUGGACAGGACGGAGUUCGCCAAUCAAGAGCUUCAGACAAGCAGACUCUGUUAUCCAAUGACCAGCUCUACCAGCCCCUUAAGGAUCGGGAAGAUGACCAAUACAGCCACCUUAAAGGAAACCAGCUGAGGAAAAAUUGAGCUCAGCACUCACAACAGGUAUUCUACUUUGUAUCCAGUUCUCAGAAACAAAGCUAUACAUUUUGGAGCACUCCUAGCAGAGAUUCUUUCUGCUCUAAAACUAGACUCAGAGUUUCAGAGGUGACAAGUUGAGAAGA